Molecule: messenger RNA, 1026 nt
Organism: Drosophila ananassae
Lineage: Eukaryota; Metazoa; Arthropoda; Insecta; Diptera; Drosophilidae
Gene: Sptr
Product: sepiapterin reductase
Exons: 1
Coding region: 124-909 (261 amino acids)
Biological process (GO): tetrahydrobiopterin biosynthetic process
Molecular function (GO): sepiapterin reductase (NADP+) activity
Source: RefSeq, a predicted model, not a curated record
GCUGCCAAAACGAAGCAGGUAACAGGCGAGAGAGAGUUGGAAAAAGAAAAAGAAACAGCCGUAUAGACAGCCAACUGUUGCUCGCCGAACAGAAAGUAAUUGGGAGGAGCACUUGACGCGAACAUGAAUCUGAGCCAGCGGACUUACCUCAUCAUCACCGGAGCCUCCCGGGGCAUAGGCCGUGAAUUCGCGCAGCAACUGUCCGGUCGCAUCCAGUCGCAGGGCUCCGUGGUGACGCUGCUGGGCCGGAAUCUGCCACUUCUGCAGGAGGCCAAGGAGCACAUUCUGGCCAAAAGUCCACUGCUCACUGUGCACACGUACUCCCUGGAACUGGCCACCGCUAAGGCGGGUGACUUUGCCAAGAUCUUGGAGGAUUCCACUGGGAACGGCAGCUUCGAACGGGCCAUAGUGAUCCACAAUGCCGGCACCAUCGGCGACACCUCGAAACGGGCCAGGGAGAUCGGUGAUACGGACAUCCUGCAGAAUUACUUUCACACCAACGUCUUCUCCUGCAUGUCCUUGAACUCCCAGUUCAUGCAAGUCUUCCGAAAUGUCCAGAAAUUGAUCGUGAAUCUGAGUACUUUGGCGGCAAUAGCUCCCAUCUCGUCGAUGGGCUACUAUUGCUCGGUGAAGGCGGCCCGCGAGAUGUUCUUCCGCGUCCUGGCCCUGGAGGAGACCGCCCCGGACACUCUCGUCCUCAACUACGCCCCGGGCAUGAUCGACACCCAGAUGACCGUCCAGGUGCAGCAGGAGGCCCACGAUCCCGCCAUUGUGGCCCUGUUCCGGGAUCAGCGCGAGUCCAAGACCAUGCUGACCGCUGCCCAGACCACCAAGCGCUUCAUCGAAGUCCUCGAGGCGCAGAAGUUCAAGUCCGGCGACCAUGUCGACUACCGGGACGCGGAUCUUUAGGCCUUCGCUCGCUCGAAAAUAAUUCUAGAAUAUUAUUAAGCUCCUUCUGUGGUAAAAGGGUCCAGGAUUAGACUUUAGUCUUAAUUUGUUUCAAAUAAAAUUAAAUACUUACCCGAA